GUAGGCCAACUGUGCAAUUUUUUGCAGCCACCGGCCCGAGCGCAGAGUGCUGCCGAGCCUUCCGGAGUUCUCACAACUCCUGUGGGGCGGUUGAGAGGCACCUCGUUGAUGGGCCCUGAUGGCACAGCGAAGGCGCGGACGCCGUGGCGGCCACCUUCUCCUCGGUCUGGUCGGCGUCUUGGGCGCGAUGCGGCUGAUGGCUGAGAGGAUGGAUGUCGGCUUCGCGGGGUGGAGGAUGGAUCCGGUUGGUCUUGGUCCUGGAGCGCUCCCGAGACUGAGAAGGAGGACGGGCGGUUCGCUGGUGCCACAUGCUGUGACGGCAAAGACUGUUGCAGUGAGCCCGGAAGACCGCGACGCGGCCUUCAUGGAGCGUUUGCGCUGCCUGGCGCGCGAGGCGCUCAGCUGGGCUUGGCUCACUCCGCAGCAACGGCUGGUGUGGGCCGCGGCGAUUGAGCUGGAUGCGGUGCCUUUGCAGGAGCUUCCACCUUGGUUUUGGGAGCGGCGGAACGUCACUCUUAGGCAUCCAGGCGUCGACCUGCUGAGCCUGGACGGCCGCCGGGCCGUGCGGUGCAUCGACGACACUGACAUCGCUGAGGACUCGGCGCGCUUCGUCCGAGUGGCGCAAGAGGUCUACAAGGUGCCAAGCUGCACGCUGGUGACCUCGACGGCCUCGACAAGAUUGUCAA
Durusdinium trenchii is the source of this 686-nucleotide messenger RNA. Lineage: Eukaryota; Dinophyceae; Suessiales; Symbiodiniaceae. The record is from the annotation of a GenBank genome assembly.